Molecule: messenger RNA, 1484 nt
Organism: Arabidopsis thaliana (thale cress)
Lineage: Eukaryota; Viridiplantae; Streptophyta; Magnoliopsida; Brassicales; Brassicaceae
Gene: ATP3
Product: gamma subunit of Mt ATP synthase
Exons: 8
Coding region: 139-1116 (325 amino acids)
Biological process (GO): proton motive force-driven ATP synthesis
Cellular component (GO): proton-transporting ATP synthase complex; mitochondrial inner membrane; mitochondrion
Molecular function (GO): proton-transporting ATP synthase activity, rotational mechanism
Source: RefSeq, marked reviewed
CUACUGUGUAGACUGAGAAAUAAAGAAGCCCUUGAUUUUGCCCAUUGCAGUCAUCUCUCUCGAAUCUCUCUCUAUAAUCCGAUCUGAGAAAUUUCGCCGGAGCUAGGUUUUGUUGUUUACCGAUCAAUCCUUUAAUCAAUGGCAAUGGCUGUUUUCCGUCGCGAAGGGAGGCGUCUCCUCCCUUCAAUCGCCGCUCGCCCAAUCGCUGCUAUCCGAUCUCCUCUCUCUUCUGACCAGGAGGAAGGACUUCUUGGAGUUCGAUCUAUCUCAACUCAAGUGGUGCGUAACCGCAUGAAGAGUGUUAAGAACAUCCAAAAGAUCACAAAGGCAAUGAAGAUGGUUGCUGCUUCCAAGCUUAGAGCAGUUCAAGGCCGAGCUGAGAACUCCCGUGGACUUUGGCAGCCAUUUACUGCACUUCUAGGAGAUAAUCCCAGCAUUGAUGUAAAGAAGAGUGUGGUGGUCACUCUCUCUUCUGACAAGGGUCUCUGUGGUGGAAUCAACUCCACUGUCGUUAAAGUGAGCAGGGCUCUGUACAAAUUGAAUGCUGGUCCUGAAAAGGAAGUUCAGUUUGUUAUUGUCGGAGAGAAAGCAAAGGCUAUAAUGUUUCGUGACUCAAAGAACGACAUUGUCCUCUCUGUAACAGAGCUGAAUAAGAACCCACUCAAUUAUGCUCAGGUGUCAGUUCUAGCUGAUGACAUCCUGAAGAACGUUGAAUUUGAUGCUUUGCGCAUUGUCUACAACAAGUUCCAUUCAGUUGUCGCAUUUCUGCCAACUGUGUCCACUGUUUUGUCACCUGAGAUUAUUGAGAAGGAGUCUGAAAUUGGAGGAAAACUUGGCGAGCUUGACUCAUAUGAGAUUGAAGGUGGGGAAACAAAGGGAGAAAUAUUGCAGAAUCUGGCCGAGUUCCAAUUCUCUUGUGUGAUGUUCAAUGCGGUUCUGGAGAAUGCAUGUAGUGAGAUGGGAGCAAGAAUGUCUGCCAUGGACAGCUCAAGCAGAAACGCAGGAGAAAUGCUCGACCGUCUCACCCUCACAUACAACAGGACUCGUCAAGCUUCUAUUACAACAGAGCUUAUUGAGAUUAUCUCUGGAGCUUCUGCUCUUGAAGCUGCUAAAUAAGCCCAUCCGUGUUAGUUCUCUUUUCUUCGCUUUGAUAUUUACCCCCACCUUGAAGGAGAAGAGUGUGUUAAAAUUUUACUGAAUCAGUUUCCUUUGCUGGCUUCUUGUUGAGACCUACCAAUGUUUGCUCAACGAUUUUUAAUAAACAUACCUGUAAUUUCCAGCAGGAUUUCGAAUAAUUGCAUUAACAUUUUGUUCUGAUUCAGACUCGCUUCCUCCAGAGUCUGUAGUGUUGUUUUGUGCAAACACCAUGUACUCCGGUUUAUUUGAUAUUUUUUUACCUGAGCCAAUAUUUUGUCACUUCGCCAGGUUUUGAAGUUUGAAACUUUGAAUAAUCCCACAAACAAAUCUAAACAAUAUAUCCAAUG